Messenger RNA from Cyprinus carpio (common carp), 3277 nucleotides. RefSeq names its product integrin alpha-E-like. Bases 128 to 2908 code for a protein of 926 amino acids. NCBI's taxonomy places the organism in Eukaryota, Metazoa, Chordata, Actinopteri, Cypriniformes, Cyprinidae. The record is from RefSeq and is a predicted model, not a curated record. Gene Ontology annotation, molecular function: integrin binding. Gene Ontology annotation, biological process: cell adhesion mediated by integrin; integrin-mediated signaling pathway; cell-cell adhesion. The transcript is spliced from 29 exons. Gene Ontology annotation, cellular component: integrin complex; external side of plasma membrane.
GGAGGGGGCGGGUUUAACAGUCAGCAGCAACUGUGUGCUGUUCUACUUUUUCAAGACCACAACGAGCUGCUUUCUGUCUCACUGUGCUGAUGUUUUUUUAAAGCGUGGAGUUCAUCAAAUUCACAAAAUGUACAGAGGACUGCUAUUUACAAUUGUGAUAUACAGUGUGACCGGGUUCAACAUUAAAAAAUCUCCCGUGAAGAAUUUCACAAAUGGCGAUCCACUCUUUGGUCAAACCAUUAUUCAAUCAACAGAUGGAGUUUUUGUUCCUUCACCAAAACUUGGAAAAUUGUUUAGAUGCACUCUAGAGAAUGAAUGCGUUGAAGUAAAUUCUGAUGAUAAAAAACCUAAAGGCCUGAGACCAGUAGCAUCAGUAUCUAGUCUGACAUCAGGAGAGGAACAACAUGUUAUGAUGUGUAAUCAAAUUCGUGUAAAGCAGUCAGCAACUGAGGAUUUGAACGGAGAUUGCAAACUAGUGGACUCCACUGGAAAAUUCAUUAAAAAAUUUAAUCCUGUUGCAUUAGUCAACAACAACAACAACAACAACAACAACAACAAUCAUUAUCAAGCUCGAUGGAUUGGUCAAGAUCAACGGAGAAUGAGAAGAGAUGCCCAGUCACACAGUGACACAAAAGAUAAAGAUAAGGAUUAUGAUGAUGCUGGGACAGAGAUUGCUUUUGUGCUGGACGGCUCUGGUAGUAUUGACCAUGAUGACUUUCAGAGAGCUAAAGACUUCAUCUACAAUGUCAUGUCCAAUGUUUGGAAAACAUGUUUCAAUUGUGAUUUUGCGAUAGUGCAAUAUGGUCUGGAGAUCAGGACCGAGCUCUCACUGCUAGACAGUAAGAAUCAUGCCAGAGCUUUGCUGAAGGUCAAAGAAAUACAGCAACUUGGCAUGCUCACAAUGACCGCCUCAGCCAUCCAUCAUGUCCUCACAGAUAUUUUCAUCCCUGAGAAUGGAUCAAAAAAGAACUCCAAAAAGAUAAUAAUUGUAUUGUCUGAUGGGAAGAUUUUGGGAGACCCAAUGAAACUUACAGAUGUUUUAAACAUGCCACAAAUGAAAGGUGUCACUCGCUAUUCCAUAGGAGUUGGUGAAGGUAUUCUGAAUGAUACUCAAGCAAUAAAAGAGAUGACACAAAUAGCGGAUCCUGAUAAAUUUUAUAAGGUUUCCAAUUAUGCUGCAUUAAAUGACAUUCUGUCAUCACUGCAACAAAAUUUAACAGGAAUUGAAGACAGUCAGCAAGGUGGAGGAUUUCAGUUCCAGCUCGCUGAAGCUGGCUUCAGCUCCCAUCUCAUGCAGGACAAUUCAUUUCUUUUUGGAGCAGUUGGAGCCUAUGGCUGGAGUGGUGGAGUCAUUUUGCAAUCUGAUAAAACCGUGAAAUUCUUGAAUGACUCUAACAAUGGACCCAAAUUUUCCUAUUUAGGUUACAGUGUCACUUCUGCUAAAGUAAGACCAAGUAAAACACUCUACAUAUCUGGUGCACCACGGUAUAACUUGACUGGUGGAGUAUUUAUUUUCAGUGGCUCUGAAAAGUAUGUGCUCCAGGGAGAUCAGGUUGGAUCUUACUUUGGAUCAGUUCUUUGUAGCUUGGACAUUGAUAGAAAUCAAUACACAGAUUAUCUAUUAGUUGGAGCUCCACAUUUCCAUCAAAGUGGGGAAGAAGGCAAAGUGCUAGUGUACAGAUUGAAUCAGGAGGACAGGUUUGAGAGUGUGGCCACGGAGCUGCAGGGUGAUACAAAACAGACCUUUGCUAGGUUUGGCGCGGCCAUUGCCUCUAUAGGAGAUAUUGAUGGACAAAAACAAGGAUGUUCUGACUGUUUUUCACCUAUUAAAAUCAAGCUGAAUUUUGCACUGGCUCAACAAAAAGAAGACCCUGUACGAAUUCUUGAUGCAUUUACUCUAACAGAGGUUGUACAGGAGAUUUCUUUUGAAAAAGAAUGUAAGACUACAGAUUGUAAACCAAGUAUUACAUUAUCUGAUUCAAAAAUUAGUGAAACUUUGAUCAUUAUCGGAGAAACUCAAAGCUUGAAUAUCAAUAUCAAUCUUACAAACACUGGAGACCCUUCCUAUAUGACCACCCUGACUUUGACCUUCCCCAGCAUACUCAGUCAGAGGAAAAUAGAAGGUGCCACCUGUCCUGUGAAGAAUGACAAUCAAAUACAAUGUAAUCUUCAACACCCUAUUUUCAAAAGUGGCACACAGACCAACCUUUUCAUCUCAUGGCAGCUCAGUGACACCAAAUCUGAGCUGAAGAAUUAUGGGAUUACUGCUAAUCUAACCAGUCAGAAUCUUGGCUUUGAAAUUCUGGACACUAAAAUAUAUGAAUUUUCUGUGAUGCAUUCCCUACCAAUCCAGCUAACUGGCACAGCCAUCCCAAACAGACUCCGUAUUGAAGAGGGGCAAAAAGUAGAAAAUCAAAAAAUGCAGUUUAUAUUUCAGUUUGAAGGUGAAAAUAAGUAUGGUGCUACAAUCAAAGUAGUUGUAAACAUAAUAAAGGACACCUUCAAAACGGAUUUGGAAAUCAUUAACGUCAAACCACAAGAGGAGUGUGUUUUUCCGAAAAAUACCAAAGUGGAGGGAAACUGUAUCAUCACAUGUAACAUGACAAAGCUGCAGAAAAUCAUCAUUGAUGCCAAUGUUUUGAUACAUGAUGUUCAGGAAAAAUCAGACAAGAUCACUGCCGUAGGAACAUACAGCUUUGAUGAGAGCAUCUAUGCUGCGAAGCAUACUUCAAGAACCAUUCCGGUGGAGGUGAUAAUUACGAAGCUGCAAGUGACGACAUCUAUAGGUCCCAUCAUUGGAGGAUCCAUAGGAGGAUUUCUGCUCCUUUUCAUCAUCAUCAUCGUUCUCAUUAAGUGUGGCUUUUUCCGUCGCCGCCAUAAAGUGGACCAAGCACAGAGUCCAAACUGAAGACUGGCAAAGCCCAGAAGGGACCAUAUAUUACCAUAUAUCUUGCUUAAGUUUGCGUCAAAAAAAUGUACUAUUAAGAAGCAGCUUUUUAAGGAUUUAUUGAAUUUUAUAUUGUAUAUAUUGUGAUUUAGAAUAUUACAUCUAUGGCAAGACACAUCUGUAAACCAGUUUUGUUGCAUGUAAAAAGGUAGCCUGUUUUCGUGGUUAGUUUUAUCUGGGCUGUGUUCAGCCCCAACAAAACGGUGCAAAAUGUUUUUUAAACAGAAACGGUGGUGCGUUGAACACCCUGUUCUGAUAACACAAGAGUUGCAACUAUGGCAGCUGAGAAGGCCAUGAUUUGUUUCUUUUUGAAGAAUUUACGGAGCCUGA